Molecule: messenger RNA, 252 nt
Organism: Strongylus vulgaris
Lineage: Eukaryota; Metazoa; Nematoda; Chromadorea; Rhabditida; Strongylidae
Source: the annotation of a GenBank genome assembly
AUGCCUCCUCCGCCGCCACCACCUCCACCUCCCCCUUCCCUGAUCGCUCCAAGCUCUGGAAGUAGUUCGGGUUCCGGUUCGGCUCCAAUUAACAAGAAACCGACUGCACUUCUUGCUGAAAUUCAGAGAGGAACCCAUCUCAGAAAGGUGGUCACCAAUGAUCGAUCUGCUCCAAUAAUUGGAGCAAAACCAAAUCCUUCGCACUUUGCUGGUGGUGUCAGCAUUAAUCAGCUUGAACGAGAGCCAAAGCCA